AUGAGCGACGAUGCAUCCAUCGCCAAGCCGUCGUCUUCGCCCCCUCCUUCGUGGCGGCCGGCGGCCAACCUUGAAAGGACGUCGUCGGCGGCGGCGGCGCGACUCCUUGUACGCCUCCUCGAGGAAGCCAGUGGUGGAUGGACCGACGAGAGGAGGCGGGUCGCCGCCGCCGUCGACGACGACCAAGACGACGUCUCCCGGUCGGCGGCGGACGAGGGAGGAAGACCUAACGGGAACCUGUUUACCAGCGUGGAUCGUUGCUGCGGCUGGGAGCGCCCUCUUCAGUUGUUCCUGCAAUUGCUUAUCCAUUCGCAUAACUGUCCGCUUCUUAGCCUGUACUACCCGUUGUGGGUACGUGCCAUGUUUCCAAGGUUCGUGAUCAUCAUCUUGACCGCUGGUCGGGCGGUUUUGUGGGCUAUGGCCCACGACGCAGACCCGCGAGGGGACUCGCACCUCGCAGGUACCGUCGCGGAUGUGGCCGCAGCCCCGUUCAGCGCGCUGCCCGUCAAGGAGAUCGCCGUCAAGGACUUCGUGCCCGUACAUCUUGCAGGAAGCGCAGGAGCAACGAAAGUGAUCGGUGCUCACAACUCGCUGGCCAAGGUGAAAAAUGCGUGUCACUUCGAGCCCGACGUGCCCUACGCAACGGGCGUACGAGCGGCGAUUCGGAGCAGCUCGCCGGAGUUACGCCGUAGCCCGCGAGAGGACAACAACCGCCGCUCCAGCUCGCUGCUCACCCGUUACAUACAGUUCCCCAGCGACGGCAGCCUCCUCACGGAAUCCAGCGCCUUCAGGGAGCAGCGCUCACUUCAGCGCCUGGCGGGGCACAUCCCGUGUGGUCCUGGCCGAGCCGUCCUGCGACGCACCAAGCUUCGCGCCCAGCGGUCGGCCAUGUCCGAACUCUGGAAGAAGCCCCGACGGAACCUCAUGGGCGGCGUCGGCGUAGACGCUCACGCGCGCUCCGAGCCGCCGCCGCACUCUAUGUUGCUGCCCGAGGGUGACGACGAGCUCGCGUCGACCAACGACACGGUGUUCGGGGCUCGGAGGAGCCGCUUCCUACGUGAGGAUAUCCAGCCUUGCACCUCUUUUGUCGGCAUCUCCUCGUCAACCGCCGACCGCUACUGUUGCAGGGACCGUGCCUCGAGCAGCUGCCUGCCAGGAGCCUCGUCGCUUCGUCGCCUGGAGCGGCCUCCGGCAUCCUCCGAGAGCCGCGGCCGGUGCCAGCUCGACCGGCGGCGGCCCAGCGGGUGUCGCCAGCAGAAACGUCGCCGCGUGCGGGUCAGCUCGUCGUCGCGCACCGACGACUACGAGGACGACCUGCUGCUCGCCAGACUCGAGGACCACGCCGCGUGCGCCAAGCUCUCCCUCUCCGAGCUCCGGUGCCCCGCGGGAAAGCUGCGCACCAGCGACAUGUUUGUCGGCGGGGGCCGGCGCUGUCGGUCGGCGGACGUGGUCGAAGUGGCUCGCAACGUGGUGAUCUGGGUGCUGGUGCUGAGCGGCACGGCGACCAUCAUGUUCGGCGCGGUGGGCAUCAUCGUACUGCGCACCGGCUCCGUCAUGUUUCUCAGCUCGGCCGUCGGCUCUGUGCUCACAACCGCGGGCGUGCUGAUGGCCAUCUACUGCACGGACGCUUCCACAGACCGCGGUCUGCAACGAAUGAUGAACCACAAGUACAACUACACAUGAGCUCGACACGGAAA
This is a messenger RNA of Rhipicephalus sanguineus (brown dog tick), 1697 nucleotides long. RefSeq lists its product as uncharacterized. The record is from RefSeq and is a predicted model, not a curated record. Lineage: Eukaryota; Metazoa; Arthropoda; Arachnida; Ixodida; Ixodidae. The transcript has 7 exons. The coding region runs from base 1 to 1683 and encodes 560 amino acids.